Molecule: messenger RNA, 1325 nt
Organism: Paramecium octaurelia
Lineage: Eukaryota; Ciliophora; Oligohymenophorea; Peniculida; Parameciidae
Source: the annotation of a GenBank genome assembly
AUGGAUUAAUCUGACGAGACUGAGGUAUGUUAUCACUACUUCUGUUAGAUAGUACUCUAAGUUUGCGAUCCAAAAGUAUAACCAGGGAUAAAUAAAUACAUUGUAUACACUGUGAAGGGAAUGGAUAAAAAUGGACAAUUUGAUGUUUAGAGAAGAUUUAGUGAUUUUAAGACAAUCAGAUCAUUCCUUUUGACAAAAUGGCCAGGAUGCUAUAUACCACCUGUUCCUCCAAGAAAAGCCUUUGUAAAUAUAUUAUUAAUCUUUAUAGGGCAAUAUGGAAUAAUAAUUUAUUGAUGAAAGAAGGUUGAUGCUCGAAGAUUUUUUAAAGAAAAUAGCAACUCUCAAAUAUUUAUGGUAUUCAGAAGAAUUUUAAAUUUUCUUAAAAACCCCUGGAGAAAUUGAAAAAGUAUUUUUUGACGUCAUACAAGGCUUUGUUAUCUAUUCCUAAAAUAACAAAUGAAGAGAUCAUCAAUAAAUAUCAAGAAUCCUUCUCAGAAUUAUCUGGAGUAAACUAUUAAAAUUAUUCACUUAUAGAAAGAAAUUAAUCGAGAGAUAAUUUCGAAAAUUAAUGAUUUCAAGGCAUAUAUUAAGAAAAUUUAGCCAAUGGUAUAAAAUUUUAAGUAAAUUGCAAAAAAUAUCGCCGAAGCCAAAUCAGCUCAUUAAACAUCCUUAAUUCAUUUCAUAACAAUAUUUGUUCCAGAAUAUGAAAAUAAUGUAUUGUUAGAAUAUGCUGAACAAAAAGAGAAACUAAUAUUUGCAAAUUUAAUCCAAAAUGAAGAAGUCAAAGGCUUAAUUAAUUAGUAUGUAAAGCAAUAUUUUAAUUAUUUAGUGCGACUUAUUGAAAGAUCCUAAGUUUUAAUAACUAUAUUAAGAAGUUAGAAAAGAGGGUAAAUAGUUGAAGGUAAUGAAUAGACAUUAAAUUAAAGGCAUUUCUAGAGACAUUUGAAGAGAGAGAAAAGUAUGAGUAAUAGAAAUCAAAUGCAGAGUAACGUUAAAAAGAGUUAUAAUUGCAAUUAUAAGAAGUUUUAGCAGGAAAGACUACAAUUAGAACAUUAUUUACUACAGGAAAAAAGGAAGAUAAUGUUGCUAAGCUUUAAUAACAAAUUGUUGAUGUAGGAAAAGAAAUUGAGAGCUAUUAAUUUAUCUGCGAUAUUCUAACAGUUCUUGUUGGAUAUGUAGAAAUCGAUAAAUUUAAAGGGGAAAAACAGUAUCAAUAUUACUGCAUGAUUAAGAAUAUUAUUUCUUAUGAAAUUAGUCUAUCAUAAAUUGCAGAAUAGUUUUGGGGUAAAGUUUCAGAAAGUGAAAAUAUGCUACAACAAUAAUGA